AUGCGUUUUGCAGCAGUUCGGUACCGUAGUCUGAAAAGAAGGAAAAUACGCAUGCGCUUUGGGAAGAACGGGGGCGUAGCAGUGAGCCGUGCAUGGACCGAUGCGGAGGCUCUGCGAAAACAAUACGCUCGUGCGCAGUACAGCUCGCUGGUUGUGUCGCGCGCGCGGCUAUAUAGUGUAAAUAAAUCAAUGCGCAUGCUCCUAAAGCCUCGGAGAGCGCAUGCGCAGCGGGACGCCUGCGUCUUCCGACUGCCGUGA
Molecule: messenger RNA, 258 nt
Organism: Podarcis lilfordi (Lilford's wall lizard)
Lineage: Eukaryota; Metazoa; Chordata; Lepidosauria; Squamata; Lacertidae
Source: the annotation of a GenBank genome assembly